AUGUUUGAAGAUAAUGUGUGGGAUGGAUUUGAUGAGAUUGAGAAUGAUGAUCUCAUAGUCCCCCGUUCUGGUAGCCCACAAAAUAAUCAAUUUGUUAUCGAGGGUGAUGGCUGUAAGAAAUCACUUCACGAAUUACGUGGUAUAAGGAGUAGCGAUUGUGUUAGUAGCUAUGGUACUCUGGGUAAAGAGGAAUUAUAUUUGCAAAAUAUGAACCAGAAUGAAAGAAUGCCAGAAAAGGAUUCAUGGUCUGACACACCUGAAGGUGUAUUCUCUUCAUGUGAUGGUGACUCAUACAGAGAAGAAAAAAGGCUAACUUUAGAUGAUACAGGCAUGUCUGACCAUUUUUUCAAGAGCAGCAAUAUAGAUUCUGGUGGCAGUGAGCUUUGUGCAGAUGAUACCAUCUCAGAAAACAAGUGUGUGGUGGAAGAUGAUAGUGCACGCCAACAUCCAAAAAACCACACAUCUCAAGCUGAUAAUGAACUCAGCUUUCUUGAUAAUGAUGGGUGGCUGGAUAUAGGAAACUUAGAAGAUGUUGACAGGAUGUUAAGUUGUGAUUUAACUUUUGGAAUGGAGAGUCUCAAUAAUGAAGAGGAGUUCUGUUGGUUUUCUUCUUCGCAUGGCGCUGAAGGUUCCGAUGAUGCAUUAAUGUCUGACUUAAAGCUUCAUUGUGCAGACAUGAGUCCAUUAAAAAACAUAUCAGGAUACAAUAUGGAUUCCUCCAAGGAAAAUAUUGAUGUUCUUCCGAUCAAUGGUUCGAACAAAAAGUCAUCCCCCGAUGAUAAGAAGAUAAGAUCUCAAACGGGGGUGGAUGUCAACGGUGUUGCUGCUUCGUUAUCAAUGUUCAGUGAAUUAGACACAAAAUCCGGUCAUAAAGAUGCCUUGGUGCCCGAAGAAAAGUUGCAGAAGAAGUUUCCAAAGUCGUCAUCAGGAAAGCGAAAAAUUGGCAAUUCUCCUGAGGAAUAUGGAGAUAUAAAUCAGCACUUUGGAGCCUCUUCUAGUGGAGUUACUUCUCUUGAUAGUAAUCAGAGGCAUAAGCAGAACAUUGAUUAUGAUUCUUUAGGCUGCAUACCGACACAAAUUCCUUUAACGCACCCAGGCUUUAGUCAUGCUCCAAAUCACACUUCCCUCUCUCUGUCUUUCUAUGGACCAGGAGCUGAGCUUGAUGGACAUCAGCCUCCUUUUAUACAAUCAUCUUAUGCUUCAAACACGGAGAGUUAUCAUGGUCACUCUUCGGAGGCUUCUGCCUUGAAAACAAAUGAGAAGAGGGAAAAGUAUCAUAGCCAUGAUGAACACCUCUUAAGUAGGAGUUUCAAAAAUGAAAGAAGGGCAAAUGAAAUGCCAUUUUACAGUCCAGGUUCUUCUCAGCUGGUAGCUCAUCAGUUUGAAAAUGAAAAUGAAGGUCAAAGUAAAGUUCGAGGGGUUAGUCUAGGAUUUUCAUCAGAAAUAGACUCAUCAUCUGUACAGGAAAGCUCACCCAUUAGCUCUGCUCUUGACCAAAACUCGUUUGAAGCAAAUAGCUUUUACCACCUGCAACAGGUGUUGGAUCAGUUGGAUAUUAGAACCAAACUGUGCAUAAGGGACAGUUUAUACCGCUUAGCUAAGAGUUCUGAGCAAAGACAUGAUAAUUCAAGUCCAAAAGGCAUCGCUGAAGAUGGUACUGAAGCAUUCAAAGACACAAUGGCUCAGGAUGCAAGCAGGUGUACAGGGUUCAUGGAUAUUGAAACCAACACAAAUCCGAUUGAUAGGUCUAUAGCACACUUAUUGUUUCACAGGCCCACCAAUCAAUCAACGGUUCUUCAAAAUGAUAUUGCACCUUUCAAAACCAGUUCCGUGAUACAUGAACCAUCUAUCAAUCCAGUAAAGGCUGAGAAUCAGGUCUUUCAGGAAGAUUCUUCUACGGAUGUAGAGAAAAAGCUUUUAGGGGGUAACACCUAG
Molecule: messenger RNA, 1935 nt
Organism: Lathyrus sativus (Indian pea)
Lineage: Eukaryota; Viridiplantae; Streptophyta; Magnoliopsida; Fabales; Fabaceae
Source: the annotation of a GenBank genome assembly